Triticum urartu is the source of this 770-nucleotide messenger RNA. Its product is annotated as large ribosomal subunit protein eL32z. Gene Ontology annotation, cellular component: ribosome; cytosolic large ribosomal subunit. Gene Ontology annotation, biological process: translation. Gene Ontology annotation, molecular function: structural constituent of ribosome. NCBI's taxonomy places the organism in Eukaryota, Viridiplantae, Streptophyta, Magnoliopsida, Poales, Poaceae. The record is from RefSeq and is a predicted model, not a curated record.
CGGCGAGAUGGCACCAUGCCAGGUCCGAGCCCACCCUUCAGUAGGGUUUUAUCUCUUCUCGCGUUGCCCACCACCUAGACUCCUCCUCCCCUCACACUCCCUCCCAUCGCCGCCGCCGCCGCCGCCGCUCGCCUUGCAAGAUGGCGGUGCCUAUCCUGAAGACGGCGAUCGUGAAGAAGCGGGUGAAGCACUUCAAGAGGGCGCACAGCGACCGCUACAUCGGCCUCAAGCAAAGCUGGCGCAGGCCAAAGGGUAUCGACUCCCGCGUCAGGCGGAAGUUCAAGGGAUGCACCUUGAUGCCCAACAUUGGAUAUGGUUCUAACAAGAAGACGAGGCACUACCUGCCCAACAAGUUCAAGAAGUUUGUGGUGCACAACGUCUCUGAGCUGGAGCUGCUUAUGAUGCACAACAGGACGUACUGUGCUGAGAUCGCGCACAACGUGUCCACCCAGAAGCGCAAGGCGAUAGUGGAGCGUGCCGCCCAGCUCGACGUCGUGGUCACCAACAAGCUCGCCAGGCUCCGCAGCCAGGAGGAUGAGUGAAAUGUUUCAAACAGUAGCACUUUUGGAUCAUUUUGUUCCGUUCCCUGUAGUAGACUUAAUGCCGAAUCUGGAGUUUUCUUCUCUGUUCGCCUUGUUGAUUCGACGCUGUUGAACACCUUGCUAUCGAUGCUGGUCAUGCUCUCGUACUAUAAGCACAUCGACUUUGACGUGAAGUCCGGGUUGCCUUUAAUCAUCAGCUAUGGAAAGAUUUUCUGGGCCGCUUUUCAA